AUGCCGAAUGUUAGAGAGCCAAAUGUGAACUCGAGAACCGAAAAUUCUACGGUGAAUGUACUGAAAUCACUGAAGGUGGCACAUUUUCCCAAACAUCGAAGCAGCCAAAUAAUGCUUGGGACAAAGCACAAUGGUACAAAAAUUAGCGGAACCGAAAAUUCCACGGUGAAUGUACUGACGUCACUGAACGUGGCCCAUAUUCCUAAACAUCGAAGCAGCGUAAGUUUCGUGAAUCGCGUCCGACAUCCGUACCUUUUGGUUCAACACUUUGCUUUCCAUGAAUAUUCCGCUGAUUUGCAAAUGAACUGA
Molecule: messenger RNA, 309 nt
Organism: Dicrocoelium dendriticum
Lineage: Eukaryota; Metazoa; Platyhelminthes; Trematoda; Plagiorchiida; Dicrocoeliidae
Source: the annotation of a GenBank genome assembly